Molecule: messenger RNA, 2905 nt
Organism: Mizuhopecten yessoensis (Yesso scallop)
Lineage: Eukaryota; Metazoa; Mollusca; Bivalvia; Pectinida; Pectinidae
Product: GTP-binding protein SAR1-like
Exons: 7
Coding region: 150-731 (193 amino acids)
Biological process (GO): vesicle organization; intracellular protein transport; endoplasmic reticulum to Golgi vesicle-mediated transport
Cellular component (GO): COPII vesicle coat; endoplasmic reticulum exit site
Molecular function (GO): GTP binding; GTPase activity
Source: RefSeq, a predicted model, not a curated record
UUCUUGCAAAACGACGUUCCUUCCAUCUUGCUUUCGUGUACAAAGUGCAGUUUCGUCUACACUCUUGUACGAAAUAAGUGGCAAUAACUAGUGCAGUUUGACCGUCCAUACUUUAUCAUUUGCAACACAAAGAUUGCUAUUCAAGAAAGAUGUUUCUGUGGGACUGGUUUGCUGGAAUAUUAAAUUAUCUAGGAUUCACAAGAAAGUCAGGAAAAUUGCUGUUUCUUGGUCUGGAUAAUGCCGGGAAAACCACGCUUUUGAGCGUGCUCAAAGAAGGUCAUUUAGUUCAGCCAGUCCCUACUCUCCACCCUACAUCAGAAGAAUUGUCAAUGGGUGGAAUGAGGUUCACAACCUUUGAUCUUGGAGGUCAUCAGCAAGCUCGACGGGUGUGGAAAGACUACUUCCCAGCAGUAGAUGGCAUCGUAUUCCUCGUGGAUGUGUGCGACAGAGAAAGAUUUGCAGAGGCAAAAGCAGAAUUAGAUAGUUUAUUAACAGACGAACAGGUAGCUCAUGCUCCUGUCCUGGUCCUCGGAAACAAGAUUGACAAAGCUGGUGCAGCGAGCGAGGAUGAAAUCAGACACUGGUUUGGUCUUCAUGGCCAGACAACAGGCAAGGGUACAGUUGCAAGAAAAGAGCUUCCUGGACGUCCGAUGGAGUUGUUUAUGUGUUCAGUACUGAAGAGGCAGGGGUACGGAGAAGGAUUCAGGUGGCUGGCUCAGUAUAUCAAUUAAGGCUGACAAACUCUAGGACCUAUUUUUUUUUUAAAGUUUUAAUAUUUUGGAUGGAUAAGUACGAGAAGAAACCAACUUCUGCAUGUUUUCUUGAGACAUUGUAUGGUAGCUACCUGGAUGAUAAGAGGAGUUAAGCUGUUUUCUACCACCUGUAUGGCGUUAGAUGUGUAUGACAUAGGUAGAGGUUUGGUGUGGCGUGUGUAUGGAUGUUGUAAUAAUGUGAUGGGUGACAGAUUCUCAUUUUCUCUCUUGCUAUUUCCAAAUUAUUUCAAUCCCAUGGCUGAUAUUUCCAGUUUAAUCUAAACUAGCCCAGUCUCUCUUUUCUGAUUUGUUUGUUUUUACUCAAGCAGUAUCCUUUGUAAUACCUAUUCUACCCUGUUUUUAUCAUCAUUGGCAGUUAUAAAAUCUCUAGGCCUACCUAUUUGUUCAUCCCCUUUAUCUCAGAUAAGUGGAUUUUAGCAGAUUAAAAGAAACAGGACUUUGGAGGUCAAAGUUGUACACCACACAAGUGUAUUGAAAGAGAAAAAUAUAGGGAAAAAUGCAUGAAAAUUACCAUUUAAAGGGCAAACAUUUCCUAUAAAUUUGGAUUGAGUGUGAAGUUGUUGUUUAAUGUCAGGAGUGUUUGAAUUAAUGUUUUCUCUCCAGUACCAUUUUGCCUUGUUAUAAAUGAUAACUGAGAGAUGCAUUAUCAUGAAUUAAUUUCUUUAAAAAGCCAUCUAUUAAAACUUCAUCAACAGUAAUGUAAUUUAAUUGUAAAAACCGAAAAGGCAAACAAUUGUACUUGCUAUCAAAGGAAUACAGAUGAUUGUGUUGCGUCAAAACAUUUUUAAUGAAGUCAUCAUUCAUGAUUUGUUAUCAAUUUAUUGAAACUGUUGUUAUUACAAUAAUAUGUAUAAUAUUUAACAAGAUUAUGUUUUGCAUAACCAGCUUAUAUGUAGAUCAAGUCCGUGGUUUAUUAAACUAUUUGAAGAAUUUUAAAACUAUCAUUAAAUUCUCCGUGGUGAUUGAUAUAUAGCCCCCGAAGAAAUAUACUCAUUACAAGAUCUUCGUAGAUAUGUUGUUGUUGAAAUACGUAAUGUUCAUGAAGCAUUGUGAAUUACUUGUAUGGACACAAGAACAGAUGGGUUCUCACGUCAGUUUGUCAAGCUUCUAUUUUCUAACCAUGACAGAGGUGGAAUUUGAUGAAGUAUACAUGUAUUAUAUGGAUAAGAUUUAAAGGGGAUUCACUCAAAAACCUGUGAGUAUAAUAUCAUCUUGAUGUCUUUAGGCCAGAUGUGUUUAUGUUUCUACAGAAAAUAGGGAUUGAGUUCAUGUUUUACCAACAUAUCUUAGUUAUAUCCCUUUUGAACACUUCGGUUAUAUAAGUCAAGUUUUUUGAUCAAUCAGUAAUAUUUAAUAUUUUUCGGUAAAUGCCACUUAAUGACAUUUGUAUUUUACAUUUUUACAUUUUCUGUCUCCGAAAAUGUCAAUAUUUAUUUGGUUUGUAACCUUUACCAACUUUGAUUGGAAAAAACAGUAAAUUUAUCUAGUACAUGGACUAUCGAUUAAAAUAUGUGUAUUUGUAAAUAUGUAUUUGAACCAUCUGCACUCAAAUGUCCAUCCCAAAGUUUUGAUUGUGAACUGAAUACAGAGAAAUGGAUUAUUUAUUAGAGAAGAUCUGCUUUGUGAUUAAAGAUGCAUAUCUAAUAGAUUAAAACUAAUUUUUAGAACAUACAGAUACAUGUAAACAAAUAUGCGACCAAAUAAACAUUUUCUUAGGGAACAUUGCUAAAGACCUUUUUUAACAGACCUACAGAUGUGGCCAAAUUAAUUUGAUGAUACUAUUUCAUUGUAAAAAUUGCUUAUAAGUAUUUAGACUGAACAUAAAUUACAUGCUUAAAAUCUUGCCAGCUCUUUAAAAAAUAUGUUGGACAGAUCUGAAUUAUUUAAAUUAUUACUGUCCAUAUUUAAGUUUUGAUUCGACCAUGUCUAAACUUGCUGGUAGGGGUUCAUUAUUUUGGUAAUUGGUAGAACUCUCUCUCAUGUUCAUCUUUCUUUAUUUAUAUUUAGUCUGAUAUUUAGCUACCUGGGUAAAACAACAUAUUUGGCAAUUAAAUGUUAUUUUACUAUCACUGUGUUGCAUACAAUCUUUUGGAAUGACAAGAUGUGAAUAAAGUGAUUUGUAAUAAAGUAGA